GUUGAUAAAUGAGAUACAAGCACUGUAGAAUUUCUAAGAAUCGAACAAUGACAAGUUUCUGGAUUUUACUUUUGAUCCUCAGCACCAUGUAUACAGUCCAACCUGGUAGACGCUGGGUUACUGCACAAUCCCCUACAAAGUCACUAGUUUAUCAGCCUGAUAAAGAACUCAGUGUGAAUAUCGGAGACUCGGCUACUCUGCAGUGUUGUUAUGAUCCUGAAAAUGUAGCUGGAGUAGUAGACUUGUUUAAGCAGCUAAAGAGAAAGAAACCUCAGCUUAUGGUAACAGUAUAUAAAACUGCUGGAGAAAUAUUUUACAAUGAAUCCCACAAGUCUCGUGUUCGAAUAGAAAGAUCUUCAAACUGCUUCAAUAUGACAAUUUUAAACAUCAUUCAGUCUGAUGAAGCCAUGUACUACUGUGCAGUGACAACAUCCAACACUGUGUUUGGAGAUGGAACUAAUAUAAAAAUUGAAGCUAAACCAGCUCUGAGUGAUAAUUCUGUGGUGUGUGAACCAACACUGCAUGGAAACGACACUAACCUGAACACACAACACCGAACAGUGAUCGGUUUGGGAACAGCUUUGGGUUUGUGCGCACUUCUGAUUUUCUAUCUCACUUAUUUCAUACUGAAAAGAAGAAAACAUGAUAAAAUAAUUGCUUCUAUACAAGAUUCUCCAGGAACAAGGCAGGAAUCUGAGGCUGAAACACUGAAUUACACAUCUUUGCAAUUCUCCAAGAAAGCCAAACCUGAAAAAAGAAAAACUGUCUCAUCGGAUGAGUGUGUGUACUCUGAUGUGAAUACAACUGUAAGAUAUAAGUAGUUAAUUCAUAACACACAGUGAAACACAUGACAAAAACAGUUAUAAAGUGUUUAAUGCAAUUUAAAUAUUUUGACAAUAUGCAAAUUAAUAUUAAGCUUAGAAUACAUAAACAGGUAUUCACCUAAUAUUACUGCUAACUUCAAGCUGAAAGAUAAUUAAUUGAUAAUUUGCAUCAAUAAGCAAAAGUACUGUACCUGCAAAAUAAUACAAAAACAGACUCUAUAUCUGUAUACAAUUAGCUUGUAAUAAUUUAUACAUAUUAAAUAUAUUUACCUAUAUUCAAGAUAUUGUAGUUUUUUAUUUAUUACUUCCUACUGUCGUGUCAUUAGCAUGAACUAACAGACAACU
Messenger RNA from Hemibagrus wyckioides, 1169 nucleotides. RefSeq lists its product as uncharacterized. The transcript is spliced from 6 exons. Gene Ontology annotation, biological process: response to bacterium. The coding region runs from base 9 to 821 and encodes 270 amino acids. Lineage: Eukaryota; Metazoa; Chordata; Actinopteri; Siluriformes; Bagridae. The record is from RefSeq and is a predicted model, not a curated record.